Messenger RNA from Rana temporaria (common frog), 841 nucleotides. RefSeq names its product synaptonemal complex protein 1-like. Gene Ontology annotation, cellular component: male germ cell nucleus; transverse filament; central element. Bases 224 to 775 code for a protein of 183 amino acids. Gene Ontology annotation, biological process: meiotic DNA repair synthesis; lateral element assembly; chiasma assembly. The transcript is spliced from 7 exons. NCBI's taxonomy places the organism in Eukaryota, Metazoa, Chordata, Amphibia, Anura, Ranidae. Gene Ontology annotation, molecular function: double-stranded DNA binding. The record is from RefSeq and is a predicted model, not a curated record.
UGGUUGCUGAAGGGAGGGCCCUGUGAUUUCUGGCUUUGUGAUUGGCUGCUGGUGUGAGCGCAGCGCGCGGCGUAUUUUCCCGCCUGAGCGAUGUAGUAGUGAGGUGUCGGGCGCAGAGUGUGACGCAGUUCUUGUGCAGCGCUGGUUUUGUUCUCUGUCAGGUCACCGGCUGGAGAGUUGUCUUCUAUUAUAAACCAGAACGAGACUAUUUUAGAGCAAGAUAAUGAUGGAUCAAGAAAUUCCAUUUAAGAUCUUCCCAUUGGCAAGACUAAAUAGUAGUCAUGUAUCUGCUGUUAAACCUGUUGCAGUUGUGGACAAUACAUCGUACUUUCAGAACUUUAAACCUCUGCAAGAAAAGACACAAGACGUUAGCCAUAGCACCCAAGAUUGCUUUUUGCGUAAGAUUUCAUCUUUUAUUGAGGAAGAGAAUACAGAAUCUCUUAAUCCGCUAUAUUCCAAGCUGCAUAGAGAGGCUGAGAAAAUAAAAAAAUGGAAAUCUGUUAUUGAACUUGAAAUGAAGGAAAAGGAAUCAAAACUACAGGAAAAAAGAAAACUGUCAGAUGCUCAGCAAAGGAUCAUUAAAGAGUUGCAAAUUGAAAAUGAAAAGUUGAGACUGAAUAUACAUGAUAUAAUAAAUGAAAAUGAAGACUUAAUAAACCAGACCAAUUCAACAAGACACGUGUGUAAUCUUCUUAAAGAUACUUGUGACAGAGCCACUGAGAAAGCUAAUAUAUGUAUGUAUGAAGUGAUAUCCAGUUUAUUCAAGCUGUUAUGAUGGACAAAUAUUUUUUUUGCUUAAAAUUACACUAAAUGUCCCCCCAAAAAAUCAUACAUCCACUAC